GACCGUUAACUCCAAGCUCAUAAACCCUGAGCUAGUUACUAAUCUCCUCCACCUCUUCCUCACCCUCCCUGGUCUGCUCCACCAUUCUUCUGCUACUCCUUUACUCCUUCUGCCAGCAGGCUUCAGCUCACCCCUUCCAGCUUCAUCCUCCCUCUGCCUCAGGCACUGUCCCAGGCACAUGCUCCUCUAACCCACUCAGCCCUGAGUCUUCCGUGAUACCCUUUGCAAGACCCAGGCUUCUGUUUCUCUUUUACUUUCUCAUUUAUUCCCUUCCCAAUUUAUUCCCUACUUGCCAGAAGACUCGGUCCUAAGCCCCUCCUGACCCUUCCUGUCCUGCCUGUAAGUCGCAGGAGCUUUUGGAAACGUGAAGCUUGAGAUAAAGGGCAGUGUCAGGGCUGCGCCCGCAACAGCACAUUGCUUUCCUGCUAGGCAUGUGUACAUAUUUUGCACAUGUUCAUACACUUUAAGGCAGGGAGUUUUUUUCUGUGACACAGGGGCUCUGCACCAGGCACUGCACAGCAACAGCAUCACCAAUGAAACUGCUUCCAUUCCUAGUUCUGAUUUCCAGUCUGCUGGACUAUGGCUACACUUCUGCAAGCUGCAACAUGACAUGCCACAAAGAUGCCAGGUGUGAAGUUCAGGGUGGGACAACAGGCUGCUAUUGCUCCCAAGGAUAUACAGGAAAUGGCAUAACAUUCUGUUACGAUGAUAAUGAAUGUGAAAAUGCUACUCAGCCUUGUGGAGAGCAUGCCAAUUGCACAAACACAGUGGGAAGUUAUUUCUGCAUGUGUAUGCCUGGUUUCAAAUCCAGCAAUGGUCAACAAACUUUUGUACCUAAUGAUGGAACCUCCUGUGUGGAUGUAGAUGAGUGCAGCAAUGAAGGAACUGUUGCCUGUGGAGAUCAUGCAAAAUGUGAAAACGUGGAUGGAGGGUUUAACUGCUCCUGUAAGGAAGGUUAUCAACCAUCCACAGGAAAAUUGCAGUUUAAGCCAAAUGAUGGCACUUCCUGCCAAGAAAAUCCGAAGGCCAAGUGUGAGUUAUACAAAGACUGUAUAACUGAACAUACUAACAGAACUUUAGCUGGGAUUAGUCAUUUGAAAACACCCCUGGAGAUGCUGCAAGAAAUUAAUAAAAAUACUUUGGGACCACUUUUACCUGUAGAUGUGAUUUCAUAUGUUGAAGCACUAUCUUAUUCAUCAUUGAAUACCAGGCAUUACUCUGUUUCUGACAAUGAAACACUUCGUAAUACAACCAUUAAUGUUUUGGUUAGUACUGUGAACAAUUUUUUGCAAAAAGACAAGAUAACAGUUUGGGAGGCUCUUCCUGUAGAUAACCAAAGACGGAGCCUGACUAAGCUGCUGCAUACUGCAGAACAAGCAAUGCUUCUCAUGUCACAGAACUUCAAAAAGACAACACAGCUAGAUGCUAAUGCAAGUGACAUAGCACUCAAGGUUUUUGCUUUUGAUUCGCAUCACAUGAAACACAUUCACCCUCAUGUAUACACGGGGGGAGAUUACAUAAAGAUCUCUCCAAAGAAGAGAGAGGAAUCUCAUCCUAAUGGCACCGUUGCAGUUGUCUUUCUGCGGUAUAGCAAUAUUGGUUCUUUGCUUUCAUCGCCUAAAAACCUCUCCUCAAAAGAUACUUCAGAGCAGAGACAGACCGUAAGCUCAUCAGUUAUAGCUGUGGCAAUUAGCUCAAAUCCACCUACACUCUAUGAGCUUGAGAAAAUAACAUUUACCUUAAAGUAUGCCAAGACUGUGGAUAAAGAUGUUAAAUGUGCGUUUUGGAACUACUCAGCAGACACAAUGAAUGGCAACUGGGCUACAGAAGGCUGUGAGCUGACACAUUCCAACUCCACUCAUAUCUCAUGCAAAUGUAAUCAUCUGACUCAUUUUGCUGUUUUGAUGUCCUCAGGUGGCUCUGUUGGUGUUACAAAUUAUAACAUUCUUACAAGAAUCACUCAGCUAGGAAUAAUUAUUUCGUUGAUUUGCCUCUCCAUGUGCAUUUUUACAUUCUGGUUCUUCAGUGAAAUUCAAAGCACUAGAACGACAAUUCACAAAAACCUCUGCUGCAGCCUUUUCCUGGCGGAACUUAUUUUUCUGAUUGGAAUUAAUAUGAACAAUAAUAAGCUCUUCUGUUCAAUUACUGCUGGAUUACUCCAUUAUUUCCUUCUAGCUGCUUUUGCAUGGAUGUGCAUUGAAGGUAUUCACCUCUACCUUAUAGUUGUGGGAGUCAUCUACAACAAGGGUUUCUUGCAUAAGAACUUCUAUGUCUUUGGCUACGUCAGUCCAGCCGUGGUCGUUGGAAUCUCCGCUGCACUAGGAUACAAGUACUAUGGCACCACAGAAGUAUGUUGGCUCAGCACGAAGAACAACUUUAUAUGGAGUUUUAUAGGACCAGCAUGUCUAAUAAUUCUUAUCCUGUGCCCGAGGUGCUCUUGCUCUCCUGUUCCUCCUUGGGGCUACGUGGAUCUUCGGAGUCCUCCAUGUUGUCCAGGGAUCCGUGGUUACAGCAUAUCUUUUUACAAUCUUCAAUGCAUUUCAGGGGAUGUUCAUCUUCAUAUUUCUUUGUGUGUUGUCUAGGAAGAUUCAGGAAGAAUAUUAUAGGUUGUUCAAAAACGUUCCUUGCUGUUUUGGCUGCUUGAGAUAAACGGAAUGAAAAUAUGCACGAGCGUUUCAGUGGAAGAAGGGAGCAAGCUAGAUGAUGUUGUUAUGGAUGUUAUAGAAAAAACAUGUUAUUUUGAAAGUAUGAAAUGACACAGUGAGCAGGCAUAUCUUUUAACUGAAUUACUGACUGGUUUUGUACAUAUGUGUGCAUUCAUGCAAAGCAUUUAUAUUAUGCUGUAUACAAAGAGUAUACAAAACAAACUGGAUUGUUGCAAAACAAAUAUUAAUGAAGACCAGGGAAAAAAGCAAAUUUCUAAAGAAACCCAAGAUUUUUUAGGACUUUUAGGUUUUGUUUCUAAUACUAGAAAUACCUGCAGUUUUUGAAAACAAGAUACCAAAAUCUAACUGGCACAGCAGAUUUUAUGAAUUGCUUUGUCAGUGGAAGCAUGUUCACUGUGUUUUUUGUAGUAAUGAGCUUCUUACAUUAAGUUGUAUGUGGUCAUCUGCAGGGAAUGGGUUCCAUCAAAGAGUCAUUAGAUAAAGAUCAGCUUCAGCCCAGACUUUGGAAAACAUUUCUUUUAAUUUAAAGUAGAUUAAAGAAGGAAUUUGUUGAAUACUAUUCUCUUAUCACUCUGAAAUAUAUAUUUGUAUUUUAAUCAAUUCUUUAUUUUUAUAACUUUUAAAGAACUGUUUAGAUCUUAAGAGCUGAGGUCAGAUCUGAUACAAGAAUGGUGGGGCAGCCAUUUUGUAAGUGAAUGAUUGUUUUGUGAAUACUUUGAAAAAGAUCUGAUUCUUGUUUUAUUUAAUUGCCAAAAAGACUGAGAUCUGCUAAACAGGCACGAUGAUUUUGGAGGCUAUGGGAAGAAGAUGCUUUCACUAGUUUGUCUCUUGAUAUUUAGAAUCCAGACCUUGUAGCAUCAAAUUAAAAGUGGUAGUAAUCACUCAUGCAGAAGAAUGCAGAUUUAAAUUCAAGGUUGUGUGCCUCCGUACCACGUAAAAUUGUAACUACAGCAGUUUUCUCUACUCACAGAAUCUUUGAGUCAAGCAAAGAGUCUUCCUCUGAGGCUCCUGGUUUGGAAACACUUAUCCUGUGUUUAACCUUAGGAGCAUACACAGAUCAACUGAAAUCAAAGGGAGUACUCAAGGUGCAGGUUUUGGCAGAUCAGGGCAUGGACAUGAUGCAUCAGCAGUUCCACCUUUGCCAUCUCACUUAUUUUUAAUGUAUGCUUUAAUUUCACCCUUUCAGCACCUAGCUUAUGUGGAGUGCUGAGCAAUCCUUAAUCCACGUUGCCUUCUCAGGAAGUGUCUAGGAUCUCAGGUGAAGCCCAGUAUUUUUACCAGUGAGGCACUGUAAAUAUGUAGUUGUUAAUAAAUCCCACUGUUGUGUUGUCUGUUAAAAUAAAGCACUACUCUGAGGUUUAUUUAUAUUAAAGGAAACCUUUUGUUGGUAAUGGUCAAAUUUGUUUGGUUUUUAUCUUUUUUCCAUAUACACAAGGCUUUCUUGGUAUGCACUGCAGUGACAUGCUGCAUUAAGUAUAUUCCAUGUCUCUGAUAAAAUUUUGGAAACCACAAGAGAAGUCUUCUUUUCUUGGGGGGGGGAGAAAAAAAUCUGUUGGUCCUUUGAAUGUAAAAUAUGUGAAUAAACUGAUGUUCUUAGCUUUCA
Messenger RNA from Strigops habroptila (Kakapo), 4269 nucleotides. RefSeq names its product adhesion G protein-coupled receptor L4 (gene ADGRL4). Gene Ontology annotation, cellular component: membrane. Lineage: Eukaryota; Metazoa; Chordata; Aves; Psittaciformes; Psittacidae. Bases 534 to 2582 code for a protein of 682 amino acids. Gene Ontology annotation, biological process: adenylate cyclase-activating G protein-coupled receptor signaling pathway; cell surface receptor signaling pathway. Gene Ontology annotation, molecular function: G protein-coupled receptor activity; calcium ion binding. The record is from RefSeq and is a predicted model, not a curated record. The transcript is spliced from 15 exons.